UUGUCACCGUUACAGUAGCUGUAGGCGGACCUUCUGAUUGGGGAAUCAAAACCCUGAAAGGUUGUGUCAAUGGAGGACGACGACGAAGAACCACCGCUCGCAGUUGAAAUCUCGAAAACAAUCAACUGCGAGCCAUCACAGCCGUCUGAUCAAUCCAAUCAACGGGGUGAAAUCGCUGAAGCUGCGCCUGUAGGCGUGACCGUCAUCACUGGCUAUCUCGGCGCCGGAAAAUCAACUCUGGUCAAUUAUGUGUUGAAUAACCAACACGGGAAGAGGAUUGCUGUGAUAUUGAACGAGUUUGGCGAGGAGAUUGGAGUGGAGAGGGCUAUGAUCAAUGAGGGCCAAGGUGGGGCGCUUGUUGAAGAAUGGGUUGAGCUUGCAAAUGGCUGCAUUUGCUGCACCGUCAAGCACAGCUUGGUUCAGGCUUUGGAGCAACUUGUGGAAAGGAAGGAGAGGCUUGAUCAUAUAUUGUUAGAGACAACAGGGUUGGCAAAUCCUGCUCCUCUUGCAUCUGUUCUUUGGUUGGAUGAUCAGCUAGAAUCAGCAGUCAAGCUUGAUUCCAUAAUUACUGUUGUGGAUGCAAAAAAUCUCCGUUACCAGCUCCAAAGGCAUCAUGAUUCAGCCUCGUUCCCUGAAGCAUUUUCACAAAUAGCAUUUGCGGAUGUCAUUAUUCUUAACAAGGUUGAUCUGGUUUCUCCUGAGGAUGUCCUAGAGGAACUGGAGAAGGAGAUACAUAACAUUAAUUCCCUUGUGAAUAUAGUUCGUUCUGUGCGGUGUCAAGUUGACAUGUCCAAGAUAUUAAAUCGUGGAGCCUAUGAUGCUUCUCAAGUCACACAUUUAGAAGCAUUGUUGGAAGAAAGUAAAUCUCUAACCACUUCUCAUCAACAUGAUAGUGGUGUGCGAACGAUAUGCAUUUGUGAGGCACUUCAAGUCAAUCUUGAUAAGAGGUUCGGAAUUCUACUUAGGGUUCCGUGUCGGGCUGGUGGGCCAGAAAAGUUACACUAAGGCGAGACAAGUGGCCGGAAGGGCAAUGAGUUGAUUGAGGCCUAAUCGCGACAGAAAUUUUGUGGGCCCCAUGUGAGACCAGGAUCAUCUAUUACAUUCAGUUGUAUUGUUUAGAUUUUAGCAAUAAUUGUAAUAUCAUGUUGGGUGGACAAUGUGUAUGUACCUAAGUAUGUUAUGUUUUUGAGGUUUUAUGCGGGUUCUGAUCUUGCAUCCGCUUAUGUUAAAAAUGUAUCAUUCCUUCGUUAUGUUUUGGAGUGUUAUAUAUAAAGGUUAUGUUGAGGAUUUAUUGUUGAUUUAUGUUUAAAUAAAAAAAAAAAAAGUCCUAGCUUAUAUUUUAAUGUCUUGGAAGGCAGGGUGUUACAUUUAUCAUUAUACAAACUACUUCUCUCUUCCAUAUUCCUCUUCUUCUCUGCUUACUUUUCCCCCGGUUUCUCUCUUCUUGUCCUCCUUCCUGUAUUAAUCUUCCCUCUCAAUUCUUCAUUAGUUGGCUUAAUAGAACUUUUUGUUUGAGGACCCCUUUUCUACACUCUUUGCUCCCUGAUUGGCUCCACUCUCCCCCCUUUUAAUAGUGCCUACACGGGCUUGCAUAUUAUUUAAUUG
Molecule: messenger RNA, 1605 nt
Organism: Diospyros lotus (date-plum)
Lineage: Eukaryota; Viridiplantae; Streptophyta; Magnoliopsida; Ericales; Ebenaceae
Exons: 8
Coding region: 70-1005 (311 amino acids)
Cellular component (GO): cytoplasm
Source: RefSeq, a predicted model, not a curated record